Scaptodrosophila lebanonensis is the source of this 425-nucleotide messenger RNA. RefSeq names its product glycine-rich RNA-binding protein RZ1A (gene SLIRP2). Gene Ontology annotation, molecular function: mRNA binding. The record is from RefSeq and is a predicted model, not a curated record. NCBI's taxonomy places the organism in Eukaryota, Metazoa, Arthropoda, Insecta, Diptera, Drosophilidae. The transcript has a single exon. Bases 83 to 343 code for a protein of 86 amino acids.
AUGACCGACUCCACUCCAAAUGGUCCUCACCGGCUGCGUUGACAGCUGAACAUAAACUAAAUCGUAUCCAUAAUAACAAAUCAUGUCUAGCAUAGCAAGGAACAGUUACAAGUUGUUUGUCGGUAAUCUGCCGUGGACUACUGGGAGCAAGGAGCUAAAAAUAUACUUUUCACGCUACGGCCAUGUGUCAAAUGCAGAGGUGGUUUUCGACAAACUGGGCCUAUCAAAAUACUACGGCUUCGUGACGUUCAGUCAACGCGACGCCUAUAAUAGCGCCAGCAAUCAGAACACACACUUUUUAGAGGGCCGCGUGUUAAACGUUCAGCGCGCCAAUGAGAACUAGAGAUAAAACGAUGAAAACAGAAGUUAAAAAUAAUGUAUUUUACUCAACCAAAUGUUGAUUAAAGAAGGUGACAAAAACGUUA